GCCAUGGCGGAGAAGGUCCUGGUGACCGGCGGCGCCGGCUACAUCGGCAGCCACUGCGUGCUGGAGCUGCUGGAGGCCGGCUACGUGCCCGUGGUGGUGGACAACUUCCACAACGCCAUCCGAGGGGCCGAGGGGCUCCCCGAGAGCCUGCGGCGCGUGCAGCAGAUCGYGCAGCGGCCCGUCCUGUUCCAGGAGCUGGACAUCACGGACGAGGCGGCGCUGCGGGAGCUCUUCAGCAAGCACUGCUUCUCGGCCGUCCUGCACCUCGCGGGGCUGAAGGCCGUGGGGGAGUCCGUGCAGAAGCCCCUGUGCUACUACAGGGUGAACCUCACCGGCACCAUCCGGCUGCUGGAGGCCAUGGCCGCGCACGGCGUGAGGAACAUGGUGUUCAGCAGCUCCGCCACCGUCUACGGAGACCCCAAGUACCUGCCCCUGGACGAGAACCACCCCGUCGGGGGCUGCACCAACCCCUACGGCAAAUCCAAGUACUUCAUCGAGGAGAUGAUCCGGGAUCUCUGCAGGGCGGAGAAGGACUGGAACGCUGUUAUCCUGCGCUAUUUCAACCCAAUCGGGGCCCAUGAGUCGGGCAUGAUCGGAGAAGAUCCCCAGGGGAUCCCCAACAACCUCAUGCCGUACGUGGCUCAGGUGGCGGUGGGACGCCGGGACGUCCUGAGCGUGUUUGGCGAUGACUACAAGACGGAGGAUGGAACGGGGGUCAGGGAUUACAUCCACGUUGUGGAUUUGGCCAGGGGCCACCUCGCGGCUUUGAGGAAGCUCAGGGAGAACUGCGGCUGCAAGAUCUACAAUCUGGGUACGGGCACCGGCUACUCCGUCCUCCAGAUGGUCCGGGCCAUGGAAAAGGCCUCGGGGAGGGAGAUCAAGUACAAGAUCACGAGGCGGCGGGAGGGCGACGUGGCCUCCUGCUAUGCCAACCCGGCGCUGGCCGCGCGUGAGCUGGGCUGGAAAGCCGCCUUUGGCUUGGACAAGAUGUGCGAGGACCUGUGGCGCUGGCAGCUGCAGAAUCCCACGGGCUUCAGCAAGAACUGAGACGGGUGCCCUGCCCGGCUGCCCCGGAGCUUGGCACAGACCUGCAUCCAUUUCUCCCCCUCCCUCCCUCAGCCACCCUCUGCAGUGGGCAGGAGGCCCCUCGGCCUCCUCUUCCUUCUCCCUCCCUGCCCAGGUCCUCUUCAUCUCAUGGAGCUGCACCACAAGGGAAGGCAGAGCCGGGACCUGGCCAGGACACACCAUCCCUUUAUGGGGAUGUCUGUGGGCCCAGCCCCUUCCCCGCUAGGUCUGGGAGCAGGGGGAGGCUCCUGGGCUCUCAGGAAGGUGGUUGGGGCCCCCACUCUCCCCCCAGGGCAGAGGUGGCCGCUGCUCCUGCACCUACCUCRUGGCCUCAGGCUGCCACAUCUUCCUCUCACCCUGCUGGGACCACAGUCACAGCCUGAGGCCGGUGGCCCCCAGCGGYGGCAGUGGCUUCAGCGGGGGCUGCUG
Molecule: messenger RNA, 1494 nt
Organism: Nothoprocta perdicaria
Lineage: Eukaryota; Metazoa; Chordata; Aves; Tinamiformes; Tinamidae
Gene: GALE
Product: UDP-galactose-4-epimerase
Exons: 10
Coding region: 4-1047 (347 amino acids)
Biological process (GO): beta-D-galactose catabolic process via UDP-galactose, Leloir pathway
Cellular component (GO): cytosol
Molecular function (GO): UDP-glucose 4-epimerase activity
Source: RefSeq, a predicted model, not a curated record